Molecule: messenger RNA, 2865 nt
Organism: Phanerochaete carnosa HHB-10118-sp
Lineage: Eukaryota; Fungi; Basidiomycota; Agaricomycetes; Polyporales; Phanerochaetaceae
Exons: 9
Coding region: 1-2865 (954 amino acids)
Biological process (GO): clathrin coat assembly; clathrin-dependent endocytosis; vesicle budding from membrane
Cellular component (GO): clathrin-coated vesicle; clathrin-coated pit
Molecular function (GO): 1-phosphatidylinositol binding; SNARE binding; phosphatidylinositol-4,5-bisphosphate binding
Source: RefSeq, a predicted model, not a curated record
AUGUCUACGAGCUACGACAAGGUUGUUAAGCUCGCCUGUAAGCCGAAGGCGGCUCCGCCGAAGCCGAAGUACCUCGACCCAAUCAUCGCCGCGACCUGGUCUGAAGAUGGCGCCGUACAUGAUGUCUGCAGGGCUCUCAUGCCGCGCUUCCGGGAACCCAACGCCAUUGUCGUAUUCAAGGCCCUCAUCGUCCUGCACACCAUGAUUCGGAAUGGUGCAACCGACAAUGUCCUCUCCUAUCUCAGCUCUUCCGAUAUCCUUCGCUUGAAAAACAUAUCUGCCGGGGCGCAUUGGGAAGGUUACCACGCACCACAGAACCUGCAGAGCUACGCUAUCUAUCUGGACACCAGAAUCAAGGCGUACCGGGACCUGAAACAUGACGCCAUACGAGUCCAGUCGGAGACAAACCGGGACAUGCGAAACUCCGCGGCAAUCGAAGAGGACAGGUGGCAGGAUCAGGAGGAGCGGGCGGGAAGGCGGUUUGGACGCAGGAAGGGGCGUUUGAGUGACGACUUAGGGUCACAGCCAUCAUCGUCGCUGCCGCAGAGGAGUCAGACGAUAGCGGGAAGGAAGUUGCGGGUGAUGACAGUCGAGAAGGGGUUGCUGAGAGAGACGAAGACUGUGCAGAAGAUGAUCGAUGCACUCGUGGAGUGCAGGUUCUAUCUGGACAACCUUGAAGAUGAGCUCAACAUUACGGCACUGCGAAUGCUCGUCAAAGACCUUCUUAUCCUAUUCCAAGCAUGUAAUGAAGGCGUAAUCAAUGUUCUAGAACACUACUUCGAGAUGUCGAAAAUCGAUGCAAGGGACGCUCUUAGCAUAUAUCGACAUUUCUGUAAUGAGACAGAAAAAGUGGUUGAGUUUCUCGGGGUAGCGAAGAAGCUGCAGAACCUGUUGAACGUUCCCAUCCCCAACCUCAGACAUGCCCCUGUCUCGCUCGCAGGAGCGUUGGAGGAGUAUCUGAACGAUCCCAACUUUGAGCAGAACCGGAUUGAGUACAAAUCAAACAAGGAGAUUGCAGACCGGGAUGCAAGGAACGGGGUUAGGUCAGCGCCAAAGCCGGCUGAGAAGGGUAUGUCGGCAUCGAAACGGGAGACCGGCAAUGCUCCUAGUACCUCAUCGCCACCACCCUCAGUGGAGUCGAGACCUGCUAGUAACCAAGCAAUGAUCGAUUUCUUCUCUUCUAUUGAGGGGGAGCAGCAACAAAUGUUCAACGCGCAGGCGGGAAGUCCAACACCAGCAGCGUAUCUCCAACAGCAAGCUGCAUUCAACCCGUUCCAGCAACAGCUUGCCCAGCAACAGUUCGGAGCUGCACAACCGUUCGCCGCUCCUCAGCAACAAGUUCAGAUGCAGCCAACUGGCUUUGUCCCGACCCAGCAGACUGGCAUGAAUCCGUUUGGUCAGCAGCAGCAAACACAGCAGCCAUUUGGCGGGCUUGUACAAUCUCAGCAAACCGGGUUUAUUCAGCCUCAACAAGCCGGGUUCUUGCUACCUCAAACGACUGGUGCGAACCCCUUCCGACAGAGUACGCUCUUUCCUCAGACAACAGGAAUGCCGGCAGGGUCGCCAUUUGGUUUGCAGCAACAACCACAGCAGGCGCAACCUCAACUGCCUUUCCAGACGGGAUCUGCGAACCCUUUCCCCCAGACCAAUGCGUUCGGCGGUCAGCAGCAGUCUCCUAACCCAUUCCCUGGUGUUGGGCAACCAACGGGCUCGAAUCCGUUCCCGGGGCUUAGCCAGCAACAGCAACAGCCGAGCUCGAAUCCUUUCCCCAACUUCACCUCUACGUUGUCACUAGGCAAUCAACAGCCCUUUACGUCGCAGUCGAACUUGGCGUCAUCAACAAAUCCGUUCCCCUCCUUUGCUAACAAUACGUCGAAUCUCGCAUCGCCUCUUGCACAACCAGCGUCAUCGACAUCUUCGGCUCAUGCCCUUCCACGAUCAGCGUCUGUACCGCUGAGCGGCCACCUGUCAGGCUCGAACCCGCCACCACUAAGGACACACCAGACGGGUUCGCGGAAUCCAUUUGGGCAGCCAGUGGCCCCUGCGCCGCCUGUGCCAAAGGUGCCCACCCUGUUCGAGCUAGCAAGUGGCUUCUCCCAGCCCCAGCAGCCGCAAGCAAACGGUCAGAUAUCACCUACAGCGUUGCAGCCUCAACAGACCGGGUUCGCAGGACAGAACGGCACCCUCAUCUCUAACGUUGCGUCGUCAUUUGCUCUCGGGAGCAGCAGCAGCAGCCCGGACACCAACACAUCACCUGCACCUUCGUUCGGCCUUGGCUCUACCACUUCCCCAACAGGCUCAAGUUUCUCUACUUACGCCUUCUCGUCUCUGUCCAGCCAGCCGACAGGCGCGACCUCAACAGGCACCGGUGCAUUGCAGCCGCAGAAGACCGGCUUCGGGGGUAUCAAGCCGUUCAAGCCGUCGUCAUCGUUCGGCGCGCAGCUCCUCGACUCGCUGCCGCCCAUCCCGCAGUCAGCACCGACGACACCGGACCUCGGCGGGCAGUCGAAACACAACCCGGCAGCGUCGCUCGGCAGCAGCUCAUUCCUGAACUCGCAGCCCACCGGGCUGGCGGGCAAGUCGCCCGGUGUCGGCCUGCGGCCGCAGAUGACCGGCGCGGCCGGCGUAGCGAACCCCUUCCGGGCGACGAUGUUUUCGCUGUCGCCGAACACAACGGGCGCGCCGUUUGGCGGGCUGAAUGCAGCGCCGGCGGGUAACGCCUUCGGUGGCAUGUCGUCGCAGCCGACCGGGUUCACGGGCGGACCGAACCAGAACCUGUUUGGCGCCGGAGGGAACUUUGGGCUCUCCGCAGGGUCGGCUGGCACUCAGCAGCAGCAAAGUGGACAGCAGCAGUCUCUGAUCUAG